AAUGUCAUGGACUUGGGUUGCCUGUGUAGUUCUGAUUCAAAAUGGCGGCCUACAGGAGAUUACCUGCCCGUAGAAAUUUCCUCCUUGCUACAAAAUGGUUGGCUUGCGGCUGUCAAAAAAGAUUCACUGCAACAGCCUCUUCAGGGCGUGCUAGUUUUGAUGCCGCCGAGGACUCAAUGGCAGGGUUUCAAGAUGAGCAGGCAGAGGAGAGGUACAGAAAGUUUGAAGAGGGAUUCAAAUUGUAUGAUACUCACAUCCCCACAACUAUCGCACAGAAAGCCUUGCUAUCAGUUGGGUCAGCGUUUAUGGCACUUUACAACCCUUACAGAUCAGAUAUGGUUGCUACCCUUGGAGAGACAACAGGUUUUGUAGCACGGCAGUUGAUGCUGUACAGAAUGAAGCAAGAUCCUGUUGGUCGAGAAAUCCUAAGAUUACAGCCAAGGGUGAAAAGCUGGACUGUUGAUCUCAAUGAGAUGAGAAGCCUACAAGAGGGGACUUUUGGCAGAGAAUAUGCAAGAUUUAUGGAUGACAAUGGUCUUGACCAAGAUUCCCGUGAUGAUGUGAAGUUUGUGGAUGAUAUAGAGCUUGCGUAUGUCAUGCAAAGAUACAGGGAUAUCCACGACUUCACACACACACUAACUGGUCUGCCGACGGUCAGUGUUGCUGGGGAGAUUGCCGUCAAGUGGUUUGAGAUGGUACAGACUGGGCUACCAAUGUGUACCCUCGGGUCUAUAUUUGGGCCACUCAACCCAGAGGUCACACCCAAGCAUAGAGAGCAGCUUAGAAGCUAUUACAUCCCCUGGGCACUGAGCAAUGGCAUGAAGGCCAAAUUCAUCAUGAAUGUUUUCUACGAGAGACAUUUUGAAGAGCCAAUUGAUUCAUUAAGGAAAAAGAUGAACCUCACACCUGCUAGACGACUUGAUGGAUGGUAAUGAAAUCUCAGAUUCAGUGGAACUGCAAACCUCGCAUCACCACCAUUUUCAAUUUCAUGCAAACGCUCAUCAAAAAUUUUAAACUGCCUUCUGGCUUCCAUCAUUUAAACUAAUGGAAUUAAAUUUUGCUGCUCUUUGAUUGGUCAGCUCUUUGCAGAAAGGUGGCGUGUUUGGAAGCCAUUUAAGUGCUGGCCAAUGAAAACGCUCAAUGAUAUUAAAUGAUGGAAGUUAUAGGUGAUUUAGCAGGUUGGAAAUCGUUGAGCAGAGCUUGCGGAAUGUUGAAAAAAAAAGCAGUAUGCUUAGGUAAUGUACAGACUUAAAAGUGAAUUAUAGAUUCACUGAAAGUACUUCUAUCAAGGAAAAGAAAUAUUAUCAUGAAAUACUGUUGUGAUAAACUAUAUAUUAAACAACAUGUAAUACACAUGUGAAUUUGUAAAAUAAAGUAGAUAAAGUAAA
Messenger RNA from Nematostella vectensis (starlet sea anemone), 1388 nucleotides. RefSeq names its product ubiquinone biosynthesis protein COQ4 homolog, mitochondrial. The transcript has 8 exons. Gene Ontology annotation, cellular component: mitochondrion; mitochondrial inner membrane. The record is from RefSeq and is a predicted model, not a curated record. Bases 42 to 932 code for a protein of 296 amino acids. Gene Ontology annotation, biological process: ubiquinone biosynthetic process. NCBI's taxonomy places the organism in Eukaryota, Metazoa, Cnidaria, Anthozoa, Actiniaria, Edwardsiidae.